GUGAUGUCGCGGCGGUCGGGGGCGGGCGGCGCGGUGUGCGUCGACGAGAAGGUGCUCCCGCGCAGGUUCGCCAGGGCGCUGCUGCACGCCGCCUACACCGACCAGGUGGAUUUGAGCCUGAUUGGAAGGAAUUCAUCAUCUCCCUCGUCAACGAACACAAGUAAUGGGAGCACGUCGUGGGCGGGCGUGUCCCGCGGCGGCGCGCGGCCCGCCACCACCGCGCUGCUCGACGACGCCUUCCAACUCUACGAGAUAGCCAGGUUCGUGGAGAUGCCGAUAGUGGUGCAAGGGUGUGAGGACGCCAUCGUGGAGGCUCUCAGCGCGGAGACGUUGCCGCACGUGCUUCGCUGGGCAGCCGCGCCGCACGCCAGUCAGUGGGUGCACAGACAGGCGAUGCGGUUCCUGCGCGACGAGUUCCCGUCGAUCAUGUCGGUGUCGGCGUGCGGCCGCCUGCCCAGCUCCGCGCUCGCCGGCGCGCUCGCCUCGCCCUUCCUGCAGGCGUCGGAGGCGUGCACGCUGCGCGCGCUGGUGCGGUGGGCGGCGGAGCGCUCGCCCGUGGUGUCGCGCGCGCGCCGCGCCGCCGCCGCGGACUCGGUGCUGCGCGACGCGCUCGCCGCGCUGCUGCCGCUCGUGCGCCUCGAGCACCUGCCGCCCGACCACGACCUGCUCAACCAGGCGAGUCACACACACACACACACACACGCACACACACGCGCCGCCGCCGCGGACUCGGUGCUGCGCGACGCGCUCGCCGCGCUGCUGCCGCUCGUGCGCCUCGAGCACCUGCCGCCCGACCACGACCUGCUCAACCAGGCGAGUCACACACACACACACACACGCACACACACGCGCCGCCGCCGCGGACUCGGUGCUGCGCGACGCGCUCGCCGCGCUGCUGCCGCUCGUGCGCCUCGAGCACCUGCCGCCCGACCACGACCUGCUCAACCAGGCGAGUCACACACACACACACACACACGCACACACACGCGCCGCCGCCGCGGACUCGGUGCUGCGCGACGCGCUCGCCGCGCUGCUGCCGCUCGUGCGCCUCGAGCACCUGCCGCCCGACCACGACCUGCUCAACCAGGCGAGUCACACACACACACACACACGCACACACACGCGAGUCACACACACACACACGCACACACACGCGCCGCCGCCGCGGACUCGGUGCUGCGCGACGCGCUCGCCGCGCUGCUGCCGCUCGUGCGCCUCGAGCACCUGCCGCCCGACCACGACCUGCUCAACCAGGCGAGUCACACACACACACACACACACGCACACACACGGUACGACUCAGCGGACUCGGUGCUGCGCGACGCGCUCGCCGCGCUGCUGCCGCUCGUGCGCCUCGAGCACCUGCCGCCCGACCACGACCUGCUCAACCAGUUGAUCCGGCGCGGCGUGAUCUCGGGCCCGGUGGCGGGCGGCGGCACGGCGGACGCGUGGCUCGGCCGCGGCGCCUUCCGACCGGCGAGGUGCUUCCUGCCGUACCUCGACGAGAUCAAGGCGCUGCUAGAGGACCAGGCGGUGCCGGAAGCGGAAGUGUCGCGCGUGCGGCGCGAGCGCUACCUGCACCGGAUACCCGACACGCUGUACAUGGUGGCGGCGGCGCGCGGCGUGGCGGCGGGCGUGGCGGCGGGCGCGGCGGGCGGCGCGGCGGGCGGCGCGGGCGCGGCGCCGGACGCGGCGUGCGUGCAGCCGGCGCUGCUGCAGGCGGUGCGCGCGCGCGUGCGCGAGCUGGCGCACUCGCAGCCGCAGGCGCGCGCGCUGCAGCUGCACGCGCAGCACGCGCAGCCCGUGUACCGCCAGAUCGCGCUGCGCGCCGUGCGCGAGAUGUCGCUGCCCGACUCGUGCGCCGAGCUGGUGCUGGCGGAGGUCCACAGCGAGUGGGAGGCGCCGCGGCCCGACCGCGCCGAGCCCGGCCCCGAGCCCGACCGCGCCGCCGACUGCUGCAGGUACACACAGGCACACUCUAAAGCCGACGUUCACUACCUGUGCUUCCUAUAGUCCGAUGUGCGCAGCCGAGUGUAGUACAC
Manduca sexta (tobacco hornworm) is the source of this 2042-nucleotide messenger RNA. RefSeq names its product BTB/POZ domain-containing protein 7. Gene Ontology annotation, biological process: morphogenesis of a branching epithelium. The transcript has 9 exons. The coding region runs from base 4 to 2013 and encodes 669 amino acids. Lineage: Eukaryota; Metazoa; Arthropoda; Insecta; Lepidoptera; Sphingidae. The record is from RefSeq and is a predicted model, not a curated record.